AUGUCGACCCCAACACUCAUCAAUCUUCCGCCUCCACCGUCAGAUCCCGUCACUCCGUCUGAUAUGGGGCCAGGCACACCAAACUCGGGCACAACGUCCCUCUCCGCAUUAUCAACGACAGCCAUCAAAGACGGCCACCAGGGCCAUCCACAUCCCCACACGCGACACACGCAUCAGUCAUCCUCUGCAUCCGCAACAUCAACAUCAACUCUCGAAGCAGAGCGCGCGGAUCGAAUUUCACGUCUGGCCGGAUUGGAGCGCAUAGCGACUGCGCGGGCCGGCGGUGGAGGCGGAGGAGGGGGGAAUCAGAAUAUUGUGUCCGGCGUAGGAUCGCUGGCACCAACAGUGACGAGCGGACAUUUCGGUCAACAACCGUAUAGCGCAAACAACAAUAACAACUAUAACAACCAACAAGGGUACUUUGACAGCUACCCGCAACAACUCCUCAAAGAAAGAAGCACAGUCGGCAGCGCAAGUGCCACAGGCAGCGUCGGCGGACAGACAACCUGGGCUAGCGGCAGCGACGCCUUUGAUCCCGAUAAAAUGAGCGAAGAUCAAGACCACGAUUCAAGCGUUAGUGACGAUGUCGAUGAUAGGAUGAGCGAUGAAGGGAAUGCCAGUCUGGUAGGCUUUGGUGAAGGCGCAAAUAGUACGAUUAGCGGUCCGAUUUCUACUAUUAGUGCGCCUGCUGGUGGCGGUGGUGGUAGUGGUGUUGGUGCUCCUGGGGGACUGGUUCGGUUGCAGUCGUCAUCAUCGACGGGUACGAAUCCUCGACCGUCGACUUUUGGGAGUCCGCCUGGGAAUCAGAAUAGUGGUGGAUUUGGCAGUAACAACCCGUAUGCUACUAUUUCGCAACAGCAGCAGCGGUUUUUCACUCCGUCGCCGGCCGGAUCGAAUACCCCUGAGCCAUGUGAUGAUGCGCGCAUGGUCGAUGGUAUGACCUAUGAUUCUGAUAUUGUCGAUACGACUGUUCGGACGCCGCGACUUGUGGGUGGCCCGAAUGAUCAGGAUUCUCCUGGCGGACGAUAG
This is a messenger RNA of Talaromyces marneffei, 1029 nucleotides long. RefSeq lists its product as uncharacterized. NCBI's taxonomy places the organism in Eukaryota, Fungi, Ascomycota, Eurotiomycetes, Eurotiales, Trichocomaceae. Bases 1 to 1029 code for a protein of 342 amino acids. The transcript is spliced from 2 exons. The record is from RefSeq and is a predicted model, not a curated record.